AUGCUUAGAACAUGUAUUAUGCGCAGUCAUCCGGUUCGUACAGUCACUAAGAGAAACAUCUAUACAGCAAACAGGGAGCAGAUAUCACACAGGAACAUUUCCAACUUAGUGUUAUGUUAUGCACAGCCGCAGUCACCAUUUGGACAUACAUUUCUCAGUCAAAAAAAAUUCUUCGGGGUAAAAAGAGUUGUUCAGAAAAGAAAGUACAUGCUAAAAUUAAUACAACCACACCAGGAAAAGUUUGACGCGGAAAAAUACAAAACCUUUCUGGAAAAGGAAAACCUACGUGAAAAAAUUGACGUAAACAACAUCAACAUCGACAAUGAAAAGGAAGUUGAAUUAUAUGAAAAUUAUUUACUAAAUUAUAAAUACAACAAAAGGGAAGUUGAAAAGAAUGCACCCCUGCCGUUGUCCCUGUUGUCAUCUUCCUUCAUAAGAAGAACCAUUUACUCUAACAGGGAACACGUUUUAAAGAAUUUAAAAAACAUUAACUGGAAAAAGUAUUGUUGCAAUGUCAAAGGUGUGAGGUGGCAUGCUAGUGGGGCAUGGCGCGUCUACUUCUCUAAGAGAAAUUACCAGCAUAAUUUUUUUGUCAAAUGUGACUGCUAUUUUCGAGUGAGUAUUUACGGUUUUGAAAAAAGCAAAGAACUCGCCGUUCGGUAUAGGAAGAGGUUGGAGUAUGAGUACAUAUUGCUCAUGAAGCGCUGGAAGGAAAUCGAAAUGGAAAAUGCUAAAAAGAGAAAAAUGAUAAAAGAGUUCAAAAAGAAUAACCGGAACUUUGAUCAGGAAGAAGAUAGUGAACAAAAUGACGACGAAGGGUACUACAAAGAAAAUUCAAAACGCCAAGACGUAAACUAUUAA
Messenger RNA from Plasmodium coatneyi, 861 nucleotides. RefSeq names its product AP2 family. Gene Ontology annotation, biological process: regulation of DNA-templated transcription. Gene Ontology annotation, molecular function: DNA-binding transcription factor activity. The record is from RefSeq and is a predicted model, not a curated record. The transcript is spliced from 3 exons. Bases 1 to 861 code for a protein of 286 amino acids. NCBI's taxonomy places the organism in Eukaryota, Apicomplexa, Aconoidasida, Haemosporida, Plasmodiidae.